Messenger RNA from Cryphonectria parasitica EP155, 1177 nucleotides. RefSeq lists its product as uncharacterized. Gene Ontology annotation, molecular function: hydrolase activity. The record is from RefSeq and is a predicted model, not a curated record. NCBI's taxonomy places the organism in Eukaryota, Fungi, Ascomycota, Sordariomycetes, Diaporthales, Cryphonectriaceae. Bases 74 to 1144 code for a protein of 356 amino acids. The transcript has 2 exons.
UUCCAGGAAAUUUUGACCAUCCGAGGGACUGCUUAUACACGGCAUAUUGACAAGAUUUGAGACUUUCAACAUUAUGUGCGAUUUUUCGAAAUAUGGCGGGCGUAGUGAGGAGUGGCUUGCAGUUGAGGCAGGCUUGCCCCUCUCGUCCGUCGUGACUGGUCAAGCCGUGCUCGAACGCCGGGCAUUGGUGAACAAGGGGCGCGAAGAGAUAGCCGCCAGAGUCAUGGAAUCGCUCAGCGGCAAAGUCAGGACAUACGAUCACUCGAUCCCAACCCGUGACGGCCAGCAACUCGAGGCGAGAAGCUACCGAUCCACUCUCGCUGGCAGUGAGGGGAAAUCGCCCGUCUACAUGCAUCUGCAUGGAGGCGGAUUUCUCUUUGGUACUCUCGCAUCCGAAGACGCUAUCUGUGCGCGCAUAGCCAUCAACACUGGUGUCGUCGUGGUGAAUGUGAAUUAUCGGCACACCCCUGAGUUCACGUACCCGACGGCCUGGAACGAUGUCGAGGAUGCUUUCGUGUGGCUACACUCUACUGUUGACAAACUUGGGGUUGAUGAGAAACAGGUGGUAGUUGGAGGCAUCUCUGCGGGUGGUCAGCUCAGCGCGGCACUCACCCUGGGGAAGCAUCUUGGUGCUCUGGGUGCAGCAGCUCGGGCGUGUCCUCCCAUUGCCGGCCAGGUCUUGAUGAUACCAUGUCUAGUACACAUGAAUUGCUACGAAGGCCACAUGAGCCGGAUCAAGGACCCGUCAGUGGCAUCCUAUGUUGAGAACGAAAAUGCCCCGAUCUUGUCACGGGAUGUCUGCAUGAUGUUCUUGGAUCUUCUCAAAGUCGAUAAUCCAGAUGCCAACGAUCUCCGGUUGAACCCCGGAAAUGUUCCCCCCGAAAAGGUCACAGGGCUUCCUCCGACUACAAUCGGGGUAGCUGGCUUGGAUCCAUUGAGAGACGAAGGCUUGCUGUACGCCAAGAUGCUUUCAGAAGCCGGAGUUCCAACAAGGACACAUAUCUUCAAAGGCCUGCCUCACGGCUUCCGACGGUUUGGAGAUCAACUGAGCGAGACCAAAAGGUGGGACAAAGUGGUAGAGGAUGGAAUACAAUGGGCCCUUGGACGUCCCAAAGCCACUGGACAGUUCAUUGUGGAAGAGUAGCACUAGAAUCGACCAUACUGUUCAGCCAUGCUA